AUGAGCGCGGAAAAGGGUAAAAAAAUAUUCCUAUUGAAAUGUGCGCAAUGUCACACGGCGGAAAAGGGUGGAAAACAUAAAGUCGGUCCUAAUUUGUACGGACUUUACGGAAGGAAAACGGGUCAAGCAGAAGGUUAUGCGUACACGGAUGCGAAUAAAAAUAAAAACGUUACUUGGGAUGCACGAACUUUGGACGAGUAUUUGACGGAUCCGAAAAAAUACAUACCCGGUACUAAAAUGGUUUUCGCGGGUUUGAAAAAGAAAGAAGAAAGAGACGACAUUAUUGCAUACCUUAAAUCCGAAUCGUGA
Molecule: messenger RNA, 309 nt
Organism: Pediculus humanus corporis (human body louse)
Lineage: Eukaryota; Metazoa; Arthropoda; Insecta; Psocodea; Pediculidae
Product: Cytochrome c, putative
Exons: 1
Coding region: 1-309 (102 amino acids)
Biological process (GO): mitochondrial electron transport, cytochrome c to oxygen; mitochondrial electron transport, ubiquinol to cytochrome c
Cellular component (GO): mitochondrial intermembrane space
Molecular function (GO): heme binding; electron transfer activity
Source: RefSeq, a predicted model, not a curated record